AUGUCAUAUUCUGUUUACCAUAGCCAGUUGACUCUAUCAAGACCUUAUUUGACUAAGGAACAAAUACGCAGAGCACAGAAGAAUACUAUACCAGAUCGUCGAACAUAUAAUCAAAAGCGUAUUUCUAUUUUCAAGUUUUUAUGUGAUAUCUGCGUACAGCUGAGGUUUCCAAGGAAAACUUUAGAGGUUGCAAUGUAUUUUUAUCAACGAUAUUAUGUGUUCAACAAGUUUGAGACUGAGAUGUGUUAUGAUGUAGCAACUAGUUGCCUAUUUAUUGGGUGUAAGCAAGUGGAAACAGUGAAGAAGGUUGCUGAUAUAUGCACCGCAUCACUAAAGUUGAGAAAUAAUUCGAAAAUCACUUCAGAGAAGUUGGACAAUUAUAAGACACGAAUUAUUCAAAUGGAGCUUCGAAUACUUGAAACUUGUGCAUUCGAUCACAGAAUUAAUAAUACAGUGCAUAUUGAUGAAUAUAUUGUCAAAAUUGGACGCGAACUUUCACUGGACUAUAAAGUCUGUCAUCUAGCAUGGCUGAUAGCUUUUGAUGUUAUCAAGCUAGAAAUCCUUUUAAUAGUACCGCAGCAUUCCAUUGCACUUGCCGCUCUGAAGAUCGCAUGUGAACUCAUGGAAAACCAACAAUGGCCUAGUAUAAGGUAUAAUCUAUUCGAAAGUGACGAACUUUCGGUAAAUGAGGCAUACAAUUACGUGAUAAAUUUCUUCAUAAAUGUAUUCGAUCUAUGUGAUUUAAAAAAUAACUACCCAGAGGAUUUGCCAUCGAUAAGCAUUGAAACCUUUAUUAAGCUUAAAGCAAACUCUCCGGAACAAAAGGGUUUAAGGGAAAACCCAUCACUAAUAGAGAAGGACAAGUACCUGACCGAUGAGAAAGAUUACAAAAUAAGGGAGCGGAGAUAUGUUCUCGAUAGAAAAAGAGUUCUGGAAGAAGCGAUGCCAACGGGCCGUAGUGGCGCAAAGAAGUCCAAACAGUAA
Eremothecium sinecaudum is the source of this 984-nucleotide messenger RNA. It is a transcript of the gene CTK2, whose product is annotated as Ctk2p. Gene Ontology annotation, biological process: regulation of transcription by RNA polymerase II; positive regulation of DNA-templated transcription, elongation. NCBI's taxonomy places the organism in Eukaryota, Fungi, Ascomycota, Saccharomycetes, Saccharomycetales, Saccharomycetaceae. The transcript has a single exon. The record is from RefSeq and is a predicted model, not a curated record. The coding region runs from base 1 to 984 and encodes 327 amino acids. Gene Ontology annotation, cellular component: cyclin/CDK positive transcription elongation factor complex; nucleus. Gene Ontology annotation, molecular function: cyclin-dependent protein serine/threonine kinase activator activity.